This is a messenger RNA of Telopea speciosissima, 1065 nucleotides long. Its product is annotated as extensin-like. NCBI's taxonomy places the organism in Eukaryota, Viridiplantae, Streptophyta, Magnoliopsida, Proteales, Proteaceae. The transcript is spliced from 7 exons. The record is from RefSeq and is a predicted model, not a curated record. Bases 174 to 821 code for a protein of 215 amino acids.
CGAAUUCCAAAACCGUUUAUUCUCUUCAUCAAUGAACCAAUAUCCAACUCAAAUUCCAUUCGCUAUGGACUCAUCCAUGUCGAUUCAUGGGAUUCAAGGGCAGUUGCUCGAGGUCACAGUUAUGGGGUGCAACAAGUUGAAGGACACGGAAUGGAUCUCGAGGCAGGACCCUUAUGUCUGCCUUGAAUAUGGAAGCACCAAGUUCCGGACCAGGACCUGUACAGGUAGAUGGAGGUAAGAACCCUACCUUUCAAGAGAAAUUCGUGUUCACGCUCAUCGAAGGUCUCCGGGAGUUGAUUGUGAAUGUCUGGAAUAACAACACCCUCACUUUGGACGACUUCAUUGGCAGCGGAAAGGUUCAACUUCAGAAGGUUCUCUCCCAAGGUUUUGAUGAUACUGCUUGGCCCAUACAGACUAGAACUGGCAGACACGCUGGAGAAGUUCAACUCAUAAUUUACUACGCUAAUGCUAAUAGACCAGCAACAACCUUUGUACCAUCAGCGCCGCCCUACGGAACACCGCCACCGGCGACCCAAUACCCUGUAUAUUCCACCCCUCCACCAACAGCCUACCAUGCCCCAUCUCCCUAUCCUUCAUACCCACCUAACCCAGCACUGUCAGCAUAUGUGUCACCGCCUGAACUGGCUGCUGCCUAUCCUCAUCCUCCUCCACAACUCACAAGCUAUCUUCAUCAGCCAUACAGCCCAUACCCACCUCAGCCCUAUCCACCACAGAGCUAUCCACCUCCACUACAAGCCUCUCCCUAUUAUCCCCCACUGCCAGGUCCAUAUCCUGGAACCUAUCCCCCACCACCUUACUGAGUAGCUCUGUACCUUAUGUUCAUAGAGAAUGGGAAUUCCUCACUUAAGUUCCAGUGUAAAGUUUCAUCGCGGACUGACUCAAAUCAUCACAAGUGUGUCAACAACAUCAAUCAAGAUUUCAUGUUUUACAUAACAAUUACCUCCAAUUGCUGUAUCAACUGUCCAUAUUCCUUAUGUUUCAAUCUUUAUGAUGCAUGUACAAUAUUCAAUUGAUUGGAUACAAAUUUCUUUCUGCUUUCUGAUC